Malaya genurostris is the source of this 626-nucleotide messenger RNA. RefSeq names its product GEL complex subunit OPTI. NCBI's taxonomy places the organism in Eukaryota, Metazoa, Arthropoda, Insecta, Diptera, Culicidae. Gene Ontology annotation, biological process: mitochondrial respirasome assembly. Bases 75 to 479 code for a protein of 134 amino acids. The record is from RefSeq and is a predicted model, not a curated record. The transcript has 3 exons.
GCUGUCGUGACGUCUUCACUGAAAUACUGGCUAAGACUACGGAAUAACUCUAGAAAGUAGAGUCUAUUAUCAAAAUGGUUAUAAAGUCUCCUCCAUCUGAAAGAAAAGCAAAGGCUGAAGGUAGCGAUUUGAAGAGCAUUUGUAAUCGUGCCAUAAAACCAAAUUCUGAAUGGAUUGAAAAGGACGAUUUUUUGGAUGUUAUCUACUGGGCUCGUCAGAUUAUUGGAAUUCUUGUGGGGAUUGUAAUGGGCAUUGUCCCAUUGAAGGGUUUCAUUGCAUUGGCACUGUUUGCCAUAAUGAACUGUGCUAUCAUCUACUUUUAUUGCACGAGUUUUCAAUCCAUUGACGAAGAAUCUUAUGGUGGAAUGUGGGAAAUUAUUAAAGAAGGAUUUAUGACCUCGUUUGCAUGCUUCCUGGUUACAUGGAUAAUCUUCUAUACCGGCAUUCAUUUUGGUAAUGUAACAGAAAAAAUUAACUGAUAACUAGACACUGGAAAAAUUUGUAAACAUAAAUUAUUAACUCGAAAAUGUAUCAUAGACCAUGUAUUCACGCAUGUUGCUUUGUUGACCUGGUAUUAGCAAAAAGAAGUUUAAUAAAUUAUUCAUUUUUCUGCUGGAAGAACAAAA